CAGAAGAAGCAGCGUCAGCGGCAGUGACGUCACGUGACGCUGUUACGCCGCGCAGGAAGGGGCGGAGCUUCAGCGCAGCUGAGCGACGUGUUCUAAUCGCACGGUUAGCAGCUCAUUCAUCACAGAAGAAAUGGUGUUACUAGAAAACGACGCGUUUCUAACUGAACUCACUCGGUUGUUCCAGAAGUGCAGGACCACCGGCAGCGUCGUCAUCACUUUAAAGAAAGAUGACGGCAGAACGAAGCCGGUCCCCAGAAAAGGCCAUCCAGAGACGUUUGAAGCAGCCGACAACAAAUGUCUCUUCAGAGCCUCGGACGGAAAGAGCAAAAUCAGCACAGUGGUCAGCACCAAAGAAGUCAUUAAGUUUCAAAUGGCGUAUUCAAACUUGUUGCGAGCGCACAUGGACGGCUUGAAAAAGAAAGACAAAAAGAGUAAAAGCAAGAAAACUAAAGCCACGCAGUGAGAGUGUGUUCAUCUGAUCCGACACUCACCAGUGCCAUACCACCUUCCCAUCAGCCCCUGCGGCGGGCGGCUCGCCAGCAGAGCUCCGUUUACUACAAGAGCCACGGUUUAAAGAGCGUUGAGACUUCUGUAGGUGAAGACCGUGUUGGUCUGGAACCCAUCAGUUUAUAGUUCAAACCCAGUUUUGAUUUUUUAUAUAUAUAUAUAUAUAUAUAUAUGGUGAGUGAACAUUACGGUCGGUAACUUUCUCCAUCUCUGCUGUUUGUUUUUAUUUUGAACAUUUAGUUUCUUAUUUUAUCGAAUCAGAUGAUUUUAAGUUUGAAGGAUGCUCUGUGGGGGGUUUUGAGGACUAACAGUGGAGGUUAUAUAUGAACCCAUUCUUGUAGAUUUGCAAAUAAAAGAUGAUGUUUAUUCACUGA
Cyprinus carpio (common carp) is the source of this 881-nucleotide messenger RNA. Its product is annotated as signal recognition particle 14 kDa protein-like. Gene Ontology annotation, cellular component: signal recognition particle, endoplasmic reticulum targeting. The transcript is spliced from 5 exons. Gene Ontology annotation, biological process: SRP-dependent cotranslational protein targeting to membrane. Gene Ontology annotation, molecular function: endoplasmic reticulum signal sequence receptor activity; 7S RNA binding. Lineage: Eukaryota; Metazoa; Chordata; Actinopteri; Cypriniformes; Cyprinidae. The coding region runs from base 131 to 463 and encodes 110 amino acids. The record is from RefSeq and is a predicted model, not a curated record.